Suncus etruscus (white-toothed pygmy shrew) is the source of this 2441-nucleotide messenger RNA. It is a transcript of the gene PRR16, whose product is annotated as proline rich 16. The transcript has 3 exons. The record is from RefSeq and is a predicted model, not a curated record. Gene Ontology annotation, biological process: positive regulation of translation; positive regulation of cell size. The coding region runs from base 148 to 852 and encodes 234 amino acids. NCBI's taxonomy places the organism in Eukaryota, Metazoa, Chordata, Mammalia, Eulipotyphla, Soricidae.
GCCCGGACGCAGGUGAAGGAGCAGAUCAGGACCAUCGUGGAGGACCUGGAGCUGGUCCUGGGCGACCUCAAGGACGUGGCCCGGGAGCUCAAGGAGGUGGUUGACCAGAUUGACACCCUGACCUCCGACCUACAGCUGGAAGAUGAGAUGACCGACAGCUCCAAAACAGACACCCUGAACAGCAGCUCCAGCGGCACUACGGCUUCCAGCAUCGAGAAGCUCAAAGUGCAGGCCCACACGCCACUCAUCAAGGCCCCAGCACAUCCCUCUGCUAUCCUCACAGUCCUGCGGAAACCCAACCCUCCGCCCCCACCACCCCGGUUGACCCCAGUGAAGUGUGAGGACCUCCAAAGGGGUGUGCUUCCUGCCAACCCCCUAAAGACCAACGGCACCCUGCUGCGCAAUGGGGGCUUGCCGGGCCCCACCAACAAAAUUCCCAAUGGAGACCUCUGCUGCCCAGCCAGCAAAACCUUGGACAAGGCUCCGGGGCCGCCUCUGAUGCAUAGACCCGAGAAAGACCGAUGUCCACAGGCAGGGCCACGGGAGCGAGUGCGCUUUAGUGAGAAAGUGCAGUACCACGGCUAUUGCCCUGACUGUGACCCCCGUUUCCACAUCCAAAGCAGGGAGGCGCACCUCCACAGUGAACCUGGCCAUGGCCUGGGCAAGCCUCCACCUCCAGGUCCUCCUCUCCCGCCACCGCCUCAUCUCCCUCCUUUCCCACUAGAAAAUGGGGGGGUGGGCAUAAGCCACAGCAACAGCUUCCCCCCUCUCAGACUUGCAACUGUGCCUCCUUCCACUGCACCAAAACCACAGAAGACUAUCUUGAGGAAAUCCACCACUACAACAGUGUGAUGUCUGCCAUUGGCAAAAGCAAACUUUUUGUUGUUUUUCUUUUCCUUUCUAUAUUAUAAACAUAAAAUUAUAAGUAAUGAGCACUUUCUACACAAGCAAUAAAAAGCCCAAAUAUAUUAAUCCUGCGUUCAGCAAAAUGGCAUAAAAAUCACUUGCUCCUUCAGGUUGGAAGGAAUAUCUCUAUUUGGAGGCAUGUCAGCCAAAUUUUCUCACCUCAAAUUCAUCAUUUAGAUCUUGAGGCCAGUUUUAAUUUUGAAGUCACCAGGACCCUGUUCAUUUCAGAGCAGCAAACCUCUCCAUUCUGGAGCACAAAGGAUCAGGAGAGGAUCUGCAUAAAAUCAGCCGCCUUGAGUCUGACAGCCAUGAGAAGAGCCUUAGGGGUGGAAAAAAAAAGAGAGAAAGAAAAAAGAAAAGAAAAAGCCACAGCCUUAAAUCUCUUAACUUAGAAAUCAACAAGAAGAUUUUAAAAAAUUAAUAAACAAAUGUGAAAAAGAACUAACCAAGCCAGCCCACAAAGGAAUGAAACCAAACAAAAUCCAUUUCAAGUCAUCCUGGAAACAAUUAUUAGUAGAUGUGAACCCCAGCAAAUGUAUUUUCAGCCAUUAAGCUAGUAAAUUAUCAAUUGAUUUUUUUUCCUUUGGGGAAGAUGAAAGUUUACAGAUAGGAGGAAUCUCUAGCCAGAAUGACACAUUUUCUAAACACAAUGCACUUCUGAAAAGAGUGUAACAGCAGGACAUCACUGAAGAGCUUUAGGAAAGGUUACUGUUAGCAGAGAGAUAGAGAGGAUGGUCGCCACCUCGUGUUCACCUCAAAGUCAUAAAGGAAAAAACUGUUGUCAUCAAUUACUUGAAAUGUGACCUUCAUUCAGUCCUCCACUACAUACCUAUUGAGAAAGGGGAGAGGUCAGCUCUUACUGAUGACUUCUCAAUGUACUUCAAAUAUUUGCACUGUCACAACCAUUCAGGGUAAUGAUGCGUGAUAGGAUUUGCACAGACAGUCCCAUGAGUUUGAGUCCAUAGCAGUUUUUUUUUUCAAGAAUCCAAAAAGAACCAUUGAAAAUUUCUUUAGACACUGAUUUCUCUUUCUUCUUUGUGUCAGUUAUCUCUUAAAAAUGAACUUGUCUCACAUUUUAAAACAACUGCAGAAAGAUGAUUGAAAAACAUCUGGUGUGGUCAAAAUAAAUGAAAAGUGUCAAAAGAUUUUGUCUUUUUUAAAAAGAGCAUUUUAUAUCAUUAACAGCCAACAAGUCAAAUACAGUGAACUGUACACUAAACAUCGGUUUUGAACCUAUAUAUGUUCUCUCAAUUUAAAAAGUCAUUUGUAAUUUGUAUUGGACAUAUAACAAUUUUUAUAGCCAUUUCUCUAAGCUUCAUGGAAAAAAAUGUACCAAACAGCAUUUUCAGUUUAUUUUUCUAAAUAAAUGUGUUGUUUGUAUUAUUUUACUUGCCUACUUUGUGUGAUUUUAAUUAUCCAUAAGAUAACAUUUCCAAGUUUUAUUCACAAUUUUCAGUCUUAUUAAUGGAGGUUUCAUGGAAAAUUUAAAUUUCAGUUUUUUUGUGGUUUUAAAGUUAUGAGUUUUAUUCUUAAAC